Molecule: messenger RNA, 1441 nt
Organism: Uranotaenia lowii
Lineage: Eukaryota; Metazoa; Arthropoda; Insecta; Diptera; Culicidae
Exons: 3
Coding region: 130-1311 (393 amino acids)
Source: RefSeq, a predicted model, not a curated record
GGGUUCGUCUUCACCGGGUACUUCCAGUCUGUGCCGGAUAGACACCGGGAUCUAAUCGUGGAUCUUGCAGUGCUUAGUUAGUUAGUUAGUUAGUUAAGUGUUUCAAGUGCAAGUGGAAAGAGUGCUAAGAUGGGAAGACUAUCGUCGGUAAUUCUCCUGCUAGCAGCUUUCGGCGGCAUUCGAUCGGCCCCGACGACCACGAUCAUUCACCAGCCGGCUACUCAGUACUAUCUGCUGCAGCCUCAAUCGGCGGCCACCGUUAAGAUUCAGCAGCAUCUGAUCCAGCCGAUUCAGCACCUGAAGCUGGAACCGAAACAGGAACUGAUCUACUACUAUCCCUCGAUUCCGUUGAGUAGCAGCGUCCAGCUACAGCAUCACGAGAAGCCCAUCCGGUUGGUUUCGUUGAAGCAGCAGGAACCAAACUGGUUCGACCAAUUCCUCAACUUCUUCCAGCCAACGUCGACGGAAAAGCCGGCCGCGGAAUCGCCCACCGAGGCGCCUGGCCAAGCCCCAAUAUCGGAGACAAGCGAGGCGGCUUCCAUGAAUGAAGCUGAUUCUACAACUCCUGCUGCGAUGAGUGAGGAGAUGAUGAAGAUGAUGAUGAUGCAAAAGCAGCAGAUGUUCAUGAGUCCGGCCGAUGUUGAACGGCUACCGACCAAGGCCGGUGUUCAAUCAAUCCCGAAUCGCUACUACAUCUUGACCGGAACCCCCCAGUUCUAUGGUAACUUCGAUGCCCUGCAGAACCCUCUGAGUCCAAUCUUCAGCCUCCAACCACUGCAAGCCAUCCAUGCGCGUAACCCUAGCUCGGACAUCCUGGCGGCCGACGACGAUCAGCAGCGAUUCCAGCCUCAGAUUGUAUCCUCUCUGGCUCCGAUUGCUCCCGUUCCGGCUUCAGUGCCAGCCCAGCUGAAGAACGAUCUGCUCGAAUCGCACCCGGACAAGGUGGACCGGACCUGGGGUCGCUCGUUGGCCGAGGACGACGAACCGGAACCGGAACAGGAACAACAGAACGAGCAGCCCCAAAUUCAGCGACGAGCUGAUGAAGAGGAACUGCCCAUGAUCGAAGAUGAGGAGGAGGACAAACCUCAGCAGCAGCAGCAACAGGAACAGGAGAAGGCCACCGGAAGGCAAUCGGAAGAUCCAUCGGUGGCGGCCGUUAAACCAGCCGGAAUUGCCAUUGCCGGAAAAGGUGGAUUGGCUGCGUCCUCGCCCACCGGAACUGCCAUUACCGGUGCCAAUGGGCUGGCCCUGGCGAAUCCAUCGGCCACUUCCGUUGCCGGAAACUUUUUCGAUGACGACAUCAAAGCUUAAAAGCUUGGAAAAUUUCAUACAUUACAACACGACUGACGAAAUGCCAUAAACUUUGACAACAACAAAAAAAUCGACGGAAAUUAUUCCUAGUGAUAAAAGUUAAGCAAACUCAAUGAGUUUGUCUCGAAAG